This is a messenger RNA of Drosophila albomicans, 1145 nucleotides long. It is a transcript of the gene tex, whose product is annotated as THO complex subunit 3. The coding region runs from base 95 to 1060 and encodes 321 amino acids. The transcript is spliced from 3 exons. Gene Ontology annotation, molecular function: protein binding. The record is from RefSeq and is a predicted model, not a curated record. Gene Ontology annotation, cellular component: THO complex part of transcription export complex. NCBI's taxonomy places the organism in Eukaryota, Metazoa, Arthropoda, Insecta, Diptera, Drosophilidae. Gene Ontology annotation, biological process: mRNA export from nucleus.
CAUUAAACGCUUGCCAACACUGCCACAAUUUGUUUGGUUCUGCUUGUGUGAAAAUUGCGGCAUACGUUAAAUAAAUCAACAAAUUGUAAAAACAAUGCACCGCACCGAGCAAACUUUCGAGGACCUUAAGUCAUAUUUCCGUUCGCACAGCAAAAUACGCGAACAGCGUCCACAUGUGUCCAAGGUGCAUUCAGUUUGCUGGAACGCCAAUGGCUGCAAUUUGGCAUCGGGCUCAUUUGACAAAACAGUUGCUGUGUACACACUAGAGCGCGAUCGUUUCGUCAAGAGCAAUGUGUAUAGGGGUCACACUGCUUCUGUGGAUCAAUUGUGCUGGCACAAAACGAAUCCGGAUCAAUUUGCCACAGCGAGUGGCGAUAAAACUGUGCGCAUUUGGGACAUUCGAGUGGGAAAAUGCGUUUCGGUUACGAAUACCAAAGGCGAAAAUAUAAAUAUUGCCUGGUCAUCGGAUGGCAAAACAAUUGCAGUAGGCAACAAGGAGGAUCUAAUCACAUUCAUUGACACGCGCACCAACAAAAUCCGGGUUGAGGAACCGUUUAGCUUUGAGGUCAACGAGAUCUCGUGGAACAACACCAAUGAUUUGUUCUUUUUGACCAAUGGCAUGGGUUGCAUGCACAUUCUUAACUAUCCGAGUCUGGAGCAUCAGAUUACGCUUAAGGCGCAUCCAGCUAACUGUAUCUGCAUCGAAUUCGGACCUACAGGUAAAUAUUUUGCCACUGGCUCGGCGGAUGCUCAAGUCUCACUCUGGGAUGCCAAUGAGCUGGCCUGCCUGCGUAUGAUCAGUCGCCUGGAAUGGCCCGUGCGCACCAUAUCCUUCAGCCAUGAUGAGCGUCUGAUAGCCUCGGCCAGCGAGGAUCUGGUCAUUGACAUUGCCUACACGGAAACGGGCGAAAGGGUUACCGAUAUCCAUGUGGAUGCAUCCACAUUUACGGUAGCGUGGCAUCCCAAACAAUAUCUACUGGCCUAUGCCUGCGACGAGAAGGAUGUGGGCGACAGGCGUCGGGAUAUGGGCAACGUUAAGAUAUUUGGGUUUCCAGAGUAAGACUUAUUAUCAAGACAGCACACUUUUGUAGCUAAAUAACGUACCAUAGUUUUUAAAUAAACAUUUAUAUAUGUAUAUGUCACGA